AAGAUGAUGAUCUGAAGGUGUUGCACAGAAAGUUGCCCCCAACAUGGGAGGUGCAGCGGAUACGAGUGGAUUGCGGUAGUCGGCGAAUGAUUAUUUGAACACAACCCGAUGUAUUAUACUGUGCCGUUUUGAUCCGAUUUCAAUCUAAAGACUGUAAAUAGACUCCUUUCAACUUCCCUGUCGAAAAUCAUCCAGAACAGACACCAGUUUAAGCCACGGCGGAGCAAGUUGAGUGUAUGUUUAUCUCUGGUCUUAAAAGCACAGUGUGUGUUCAGUUCGUAUGAAGCUUUUAUUUCCAUAAAGACUUGAAUAAUGUCAACGACAUCGCUGGAUAAAGAGCUACAGGAGCGUCUGAGAGAGGCCAGUGCCAUCGGAGACAUCGAGGAGGUGAAGACUUUAGUGGAGAGCGGAGUCAACAUCAACUCUCAGAAUGAGAUUAACGGAUGGUGGGAUUCAUUAGGGUUGGAGCUCGAGGGCCAAAUGGAAGAGGAAGACGUGCCUGAGGUGAAGGAACCAGAGUUGCCAAUCAUUCCGAACUAUCUUUCCAACCCGCCCUUCCUGUACAGCAAGAUGGAUAACGACAGCCUGAGCAUAGCACAGCAGAACGGCACCAACAAUCAUCCAGAGCCCCUGGAGUCAGAGCCAGCGACUUUAUCGCCGACACAAGAGCAGCAGCUUCCGCCUCAGCAUCAGCAGCCCAAGAGCCUUUACUCAGACAGCCAGAGCCAGCAGGAGUUAUCCUACAUCCCCAUGCUGGAGCAGAAUGGCGUGGUGAACGGCGGCCUGCCCAUGGAGCUCUCGUCAGAGACUCAUCACACCAACCAUUGCGAGUUUACACACCCUCAUCCUAUAGCACAGAACGGCCCAGUGUGUCCCACGCUUCCUUCUCCCAGCGGAAGCAGCGGCCAGCCGCAGGUCUCAAGCGCCAGCGUCACCCGGCAGCAGUCCAUCCCGCAGCAGAUCAACUGCUCCCAGCUCGGUGGAUCCAUGCCGGCCUUCCAGCCCUUCUUUUUCACCAGCACUUUUCCUGUUAACGUACAAGAGCUUGUCCUGAAGGUGCGCAUCCAGAACACCAACGUCAGAGAGAACGACUUCAUCGAGGUGGAGCUGGACCGGCAGGAGCUGACGUACCGCGCACUCCUCCGCGUGUGCUGCCGCGAGCUGGACAUCAGCGCAGAGCACGUGGAGAAGAUCCGCAAGCUGCCCAACACUAUGCUCAGAAAGGAUAAAGACGUGGCACGGCUACAGGAUUUCCAGGAGUUGGAGGUGGUGCUGGAGAAAACCGAAAGCUUGUCUCUGUUCUCCGGAGGUCAGGGAGGUCUGACCGACAGGCCCUGCUACAACAUGAAGGCCUCCAGGCUCACCUACUAGCUUCACAUUCGAGACUCGGAGAGGUUUAUCUGGGACCUGCUUCCUGAAAUCCCAAACACUUUUCAGAUCCCAAAAUAUGCUCCCGUGUUGGGUUGGUAAAUGGUUCAUACAAGAUGUUAGCCUUAUUCCUCCUCUCCUUCAUUAACAGAUGUAUCUUUAGUGCCUCCUCCUCCAUUGUAACCAUAGAUAACUUGUUCUACAGCUUUGACUUGCUCUGGGGUGGAUGGGGUUUUCGAUUUGAAUAUUCAAAUCCAUUCAGCUCACGACGGGACUUUCCCACUUUUCCCAUCCAAUCCGUCCCACUGCCUUGCCUUCAUAUCGGCUCACUGUGUGAGAGUAGGCAUUUCAUUAUACAUCCAACAAAUGUAUACUGUCCUAUCACAAGAGGUCUGUCCAACAUGCUGGCCAAUCAGUUGUGUAGUGGUUUGUACGCCUGCAUUGAUUGGAAGAAGCCACGCUAAUUUCAUACCAAGGCUUCGAAAUCAAAAAAGGUUUUGUUUGCCAGACAACUCUCUGUGCACUUUACCAAAACCUUGCCAUUAUGAGGGAAGCGUCCUUUAUAUUUAACCCUUGAGAAUUCAGUGCUGUAUUUUGAAUGCAGUUCUCUCAGUCACUGUAAGCCAAAUAACUCGUUCUAUAAACUAGCAUGGACUGUUUGGAGUAGAUCGGCCUCGUGUAUGAACGCAAAAUGUCCUUGUUUCUCUUGAACUUAAUAAUGUAGCAAAAGAUUUCUCAGUUUUCCCCUAGGAGGAGCUGAAUUGGAGAUGAGUAAUAGGAUAUUUAACCACGGAGAGCUUCCAGUCAGCUUCAUAUUGACUCCCCUUGAGUGCUUGGUUCUCACAUAUUUGAGAAGCAGGAUCUGUGUUCAAGAUAUAGAGGUAAUAGUAGUGCCAUUUUACUAAACACUUCGCUGCAUUGUUGAUUAUGAACAUAAAAUACAUUUCUGCUCGCAGUUUUGGUGGGGAAUGCUUGAGGUUAGGUUUAGAAGCGGCGCAUAUACACUGCUUUGUUGUAAAUUAGCUUUUUGACUCAAUAGAGUUUGUGUUACUGUGAGAAGAAGUUCUAAAGAUUUGUCUUACGAGUUGUUUUUAGUUUUCUCUGAGGGUUUGACUGUCUAACCAAGCAUAAUAUCAUUAAACAUUUGUUAACAAUAUGCUACUAUUGUUGAGAUCUAACAUUAGCCCCUUGGAAAGACACUGAUAAAUUAUUGACAUUAAGUUAUGGAGUUUUUAGUAUUAUAUAAUACUAGAA
Molecule: messenger RNA, 2622 nt
Organism: Sinocyclocheilus grahami
Lineage: Eukaryota; Metazoa; Chordata; Actinopteri; Cypriniformes; Cyprinidae
Product: ankyrin repeat domain-containing protein 40-like
Exons: 5
Coding region: 313-1371 (352 amino acids)
Source: RefSeq, a predicted model, not a curated record